CCGGAGUAUUUUUGUUGCAGCAAUUAUUUCCAAUUAACUUUGUCUUACAAUGAAUUCCGAUAGAUUUAGGUUUCCAAACGUCUAAGCACUUGAAUGUAUUAAUUGCUUGUUAAGAAAAUGAUUUGACGAGAGUGUCGAAAGUGCCGGUUGCAAGAAUGUCGGUCCAAGACGAGCUGGACGACUUCAUAUUUCGUCCACAGCAGCAUUUGGACGCUAAAUGGCAUAAUCCUGACUUACAAGAUGCCCUACACAAUCCAGAUUCUCUGUGCACUUUGUUUAACAGUUUGAUGCAGGAUAGGGAGUUGUAUUUCGACGCCGGAAAGGGCCUAGUCAAUUCCGCAGGAGUGACUGCGAAACUCGGCGAAAGUGGCAAAUAUUACUGUGGCCUUAGGAUUUUAACGUGCACCUGCUGUGAUGGAUUGUGUGGGCCCCAUUCUGGCUGUGCUUGCCCUCCUUGCACAGCCCUCUCUGCUGAGGAAGAACUACGGAUUGCCAUUCAGUCCAAAUUGGUGCCACCACCACCAUCAUUCCAAGUUAUAGAUGAUCUCAAAUGGAAACAAGAUCCUGGUCCAGAAUGCUUGCAAAAUCUCAUGGAGUCCUUGCUUUGGGAGCAGCGUGUGCGAGCUAUUAACACAGCUCUCAGUUGUCCCAACAUAGCUCAAAUUCGUCGCUUAAUAGUUCUCUGCAAUAGACAUCUCAUAGCCGUUAUUAGAGAUCAAAGUCAUUAUAAAGAAGUAAAAAAGGUUAAGCUAGAUAAGAAACCCCCACAUGCAGUCAGCAACAGGGCCUUGAGCAAUGUAGUCAACACUCUGAACAAGACAGUAGAGCUUGCUGAGACCCAGGAGGAUAAUGAAGAACACACUGAUGACUCAGAGAAUGCUCUAGGCUUGGCCCGAGUGGGCGCCCGAGCGGCCCUCCGCCUGGCCCUAUCUUUAGUCCGGCGCGCCUGGCGCUGCGGCGAAGACGCCGACGUGUGCUCAGCGUUGUUGCGUGACGCAUUGGACGCGGUUCGCGCUUUGCCCGACGCUGCGCUAUUCGCAGGCGCCGGCGCCGCGCAACAGGCACCCCGGUCGCAGAGGAUAUGGGCAGAAGUGGUUGAUAGUGCUGCAAAGUUCUUACAUCAAGUGGUUGCUGGGGAAGUGGGUUGCAACGUGCCGCUAGGCGACUGGCGGACGUCGCUCUGCGUCUGGGUAGAGCUAUGUGCGCGCCGAGCAGAACUACCCGCGCUUUUGAAAGCAGCUGAUGUUUUAGUGACGUUACCGCCGCGGCAGAAAAGACAGCCUGAUAACAGAAUAACCCUGGAGGAAUGUACCGCGCCUCUUGGGCCGUUCUUGAGACGCAUGGCCAAGGUCACAGCACCAAAUCCAAUUAUCAAUAAUGAGCCGAGUACAGAGACUAAUCCCACUGAAAUAUACUUAAAAGAUCUGAACAUUCCUGCUGGUGAUGGAUUGAUGGAAGUUAGAAAAGCUGGUAUCGCACUGUUAUGUCAUCUAGAUAGAUUAGGAGCACCACUCUUGCCUCCUUUGAAAGGAUUUGUCACGUGCACGGAAUCCGCCCAAGAAGUAAUUUCAGUAGGAAUCGGUCCGUUACAUCUGGGAACUUUGAGAAUUCAGCAAAUUGCCUGCGCCGAGAAACUCGCGCUUUUGUUGACACAAGAUGGCGUGGUGUACACGCUGCCGUACGAUUCAAUGAUGCCGCAACUUGUUCCUGGUCUAGAAAACAAAACCAUUACCCAAGUGGCGUGUCACUCAGCCGGCCGCCAUUUUCUGUGCUGUUCCUCUUGUGGAGGGGCGUGGUCUUGGGGGGCCGGUGAAGAUGGCCGCCUGGGCCACGGAGACACGGCGCCUAGAGACGCGCCCGCUUCUAUACACCACCUCGCGCAUCACGAAGUCAUCAAAAAAGCCGGGCAAGAUGGCCGCCUGGGCCAUGGAGAUACGGCGCCUAGAGACGCACCCGCUUCUAUACACCACCUCGCGCAUCACGAAGUCAUCAAAGUAGCCGCUGGAGUUGCUUGCAGUGCCGUGAUAACGUCAAGAGGCGCACUGUACACUUGGGGACGCGGUACACAAGGCCGCUUAGGACAUGGGACCAUCGAGAACUGUCUGACUCCACAACCCGUCUCAUUCUCCGCCCAUAACAUAGAAAGAGUCAUCGAUGUUGCUCUAGGUUGGGGCGAGAGUCAAACUCUUUGUUGCACGUGGGAGGGCGCGGUGCAGGUAUUCGGCGACAACGAGGCAGGAGCACCACGUACUCUGACGUCACUCUCUGUGCUGAGAAUUACUCGAGUGUACACGGGGGAACAUUGGCAUGCGGCUCUUACUGAUUUAGGUCAAGUGUACACUUGGGGAAAAGGUGACGGAUAUCGUCUUGGUCAUGGAAACUUAGAGACGAUGAAGAUUCCUAAACUAGUCGAAGCUUUUCAAGGCAUUAGAGUCGAAGAUCUAUCAUUGGGAGCCUCACACGGAAUAGCUUUGACGUCUGAAGGAUUGUUAUAUGCAUGGGGUACUCUUGAAAGAGCUCAAAUAUCUCGCCCAGUUCCACAGUUACUGCAAGUGUUGAAUCCGUCCUUCAAAGCCAAUGGGGUCACAAGUGGACCAUACCAAGUCAUCGUAUGGAGUGAAGAAAGUCCCAGAGAUCUUCCGUCGUCCAUGCCAUUUGUGAUAGAUUUAUCUGAUAAUACAUUCAAGUUACUGGAAAGGCUUUUGAGAAUCGUAGUCGAACAAAGCACUUCAACGUCAAUCAAAGAGAAUGAGUCUUUAGCCAUCUCUUGUCUCAACCUUUUGAGACUACAAGUGCACGCGUGGCAAUGCUCUCGUGGAACCGACGUAGAAUCAGACACAGAAAACCGGUCAUGGUGUACCGGAGUCCACACUGCUCUAGUGGCUCUAGUUGAAGGCCGAGCGGGGUCGGCCGCUGCCGCCGCGGCCAGACGAGCCCUGGCGGCGGCCUGGCCGUUAUUGCUACCUACGCCGCAGAUUAGAGCUCAGCAUCUCAUCGCGUUAUUGCCGCAAGGAGCAGUCCCGGCCAGCGCGGGUGCGCGAUUCAUGACGGAGCUGCUAGUUUGGUCGCUGCUCGGAGGCGGUGGGUUGCGCGACGCACUGCGCAACGCGUUACAAGCGCAUUCCGCUGAUGCAUACAAUCACCUACAACUUGACGUAGAUUACGAUCAAAUCGAUAUAGUGACAGGUCAGCGCGGAACCCAAACAACUGCUAAUGGAGAAGAUGUUGAAGCUAUUCCAGGUCGCGUUGUAAGCGAGCUAUGCGCAUGGGUAAACGCAUGCGGCGCGCGGAACGCGGUCGCUAUAUCGGAUUGCGGCGCCUCCCUUGUGAAGAUAGCGCGCGCGUGUGACGAAGCGGGCCGCAUAUUGCCCUCAGCAGGGAAACUAGACGCGGAUUUGCUGGGCUGGCCAGGCCUGAUAUCAAAGAAGCAGCAGCUGAAUAGCAGCAUAGCGCGCGCGUGCGACGAAGCGGGCCGCAUAUUGCCCUCAGCAGGGAAACUAGACGCGGAUUUGCUGGGCUGGCCAGGCCUGAUAUCAAAGAAGCAGCAGCUGAAUAGCAGCGUUAUAAGGAAGUGUGACCUCCAAAACCACCUAAAAGAGGGCGGGUCAUGGAUCAUCAUAGCUGGCCACGUGUUCGACGUGGACAAAUUCGACUGCGACAACGCCGGCACCGUCGAGUUGGUUCGCAAGCUGCGCGGCUGCGACGCAACCGCUGCUUUGAGCGUUGAACCUCAUGCGGCAUAUUUGCCAAGGGUGACUGAGAAAUGCGUCGGGAUGUAUGCGGAACAGAUAAACAGCCAUAAGUGUAAUGAAAGCACUUCAAGUCUCAAAGCGCAUCAUAUUCUAUCAUCGUGCGCGUUCAAUUUGGCCAUUGGGCUGAGUCAGUGCGGGGUGCGGCUGGCCAAAUCGCUGCCGGUUCAGCAGGCAGAGAGAGACGCAGCGCCGUUCGCAGCCGCUGUCUUCUUCAGGGGAGGGCUGCAGGUGGCGCAGCCAUCGAACCCAUUCGAGGAAGAGAAAGCAGAGGCCCGCAGCGGGUCGUCAACGGGAGGCAACAGUCCCGCGAGUGACGCGCCUCCGUCCCGUAGUUCGCGGCCCACGCCCAAGGUCAAUGCGUCCUCCACAGCUAGGGCUGACGCGCUACUGUUCGCGCUUGCUGAACCGAAGCUACACGAUCCCCUAGCCCUCCACUUAUGGUGGGCAUGCGAAAGGCGGGAAGGAUGCGCCCCCCACUUCCCACCAGAACAUCCCCUAGAAGAGUUACGGAGAGCAUUAUUGGCAGUGCUCUUGUAUCACGCAGGGUUGAAAGAGCAUGCUUAUGCUACGGCUUCUGCUGAAAUGGAAAAAGGGGAAGUGAAGUUGUCUCCGGCAAUGUCCGAAAUAGUCAAAGCAGUUCAGCAAAGCAAGUGGACUCUUAUGAGGACAAGACAGCAGUUAUCUCGCGGCUACAAAGAGGUGUGUGCGGCACCCUUAGAAAGAGCGCGAUUCCUGUUACACGAGGUACGGGCAGCAAUGUCACCUGCAAUAGCAGCUUUACAUUCCCGACCGCCGUCGCGACGCCCUUGCACUGCCAAAAAGAUCUUUCAGAAGGUCAUGAAGGCGGCGAAAACUCCUAGCUUUAAUAAAUGUUUCGAAACGACCAAAGAUCUCAGGAACCGACAGAACAGUUUAAGCAAAAGUAUGCUGAAAGCAACUGGCAGCCUAUUGCAAGGCGAUGCCUUACUGAUCAAAUCAUCCAUAGCGAACGCUAGCAAGACUCCUGAUGACGCACCCAGUAUUAUAGUUGAACAUCAUAGGGGUCAUGCUAUCGACGGUGCAGGCGACAAAAGUCAUCACCACAAAAUAAAACUAAAAACAAAAGAUAAACUUCUAGAAAAAGAUCUGAAGAACGCGUGCAAUAAUGACGAUAUGCGAAACGAAGCACGAAGCGAUUUCAAAUUGACCGAGAGAGAAGACAUUUUAGACAAAGAUCACGAUGAUAAAACGCCCACGAACGAAGUAUCGAUUAGUUCCAUAAACGAUAUGACUGAUAACUCGAUUCUGAAAGAAUCUAUGGAGAGUGAGAAGCAAGUAAUGUUACUUGCUGAUGAUCUCAAAACUGAUCUCAUUAUGGCUGAUGAAGAAAAAGAUGACGAUAAUUCUGAGAGGAACAAAUUUGUGAAUGCAUGGGUUUCGAGGUUAGCGUGUGAAAAGAAAGAUCUCUAUUGGUUGUUAGAAGAAGUAACUCCUGAGCAACAAAGUUUAACAACUGCCAUUAUAGACUUUGUUAUGACUGAAGAUCCCUGUGAUAUAGAUAUACUAAGAAGAGCUUUAUAUUGUCAGACUCAAAGGGCAGAAAUAAGAAGGAAUGGAUACAACAUGAUAAACAGCAUUCUUCACUCUACCCAAACUAUGUCGGAAAGUAUUAAAUACGCGGCUCUAGUCGGUAUGUUGGGUGGGUCUAUAGCGGACACGGCUCCGUACGCCCCAAUAAAACCAACUAUACCCUUAUCUCCGCCUUUGAAAGGCAUCGAAUCUGUGAUACCAUAUUCUAAGUACAUGGUGCUUCUGGAAAGGUCGAAAAUGAUGGACUUUAUUCUCUUAGAGUUAAAAGCGAGAGUGUUAGAAGGCGAGCAAAGCCAACCGCUGCCUUUGAAGAUGAGUGCUAACUACGGUGCGCAUGCGUUGUUGAAUAAACCUUCGAGGGCUAGGUUUCUGAUAACCUUACUGUCACUGCUUAUUGAGGGUUGUCAGGGUCCGGAACUAGAACAACUAAUAAACGGCGGAGCUUUGAGUGCAUGUCUCACCUUAUUGAAACAAAUCGGCGGUGAUACGUCUCAACAUUCCUCGCUUAUUUGUCACGGUAUCAAGUCUAAAUCUGAAUGCUUGAUAAUAUACGAGGAUGAAAGACUUGGGGCUCGCGCGCGUGGCGCAUCAUUAUCUGGACCUGAAUUGGCAUCGUUGAUGAAAAUUGGGACUCGAGUAGUGAGAGGAAAAGACUGGAAAUGGGGCGACCAGGACGGUGUACCAGGUGGGGAAGGUCGUGUUAUAGGCGAGCUAGGUGAAGACGGCUGGGUGCGAGUGGCGUGGGACGCCGGCGGUACUAACUCCUACAGGAUGGGCAAGGAAGGCAAAUACGAUCUCAAACUCGCUCGGUCGCCAUCCCCGCCGCCGUCUGUUGAUGAGACUGUGCAAGGCGUUGUUGACAACAACAUAGAGUGGUGGCCAGUGAGCGAAGUCCGCAGCGCUUGCACGUGCGCGGUGCGUGCGUUAUGCGCGGGCGCCGGCGCCGGUAGCACGCAAGCUGCUGUCGGAGUCAUCGCGAGAAGAAACGUGGCUGCGUUGCAGAGGAGGCUAUUGGCAUUAGCGCAUGCCCAUGCGACGCCACCGCCUACCGCGUUCGCUGCGCAUUAUCAUACGGCGUUGGCUUUGCUGCGAGCGAGUGCCCAAAGUCCCGAAAUGAGAGUAUCCUUAUGCACUGACUCGUGGUUCGAACUCUGCUACAGCCUGGUGUCGGCAUCGGACAAACCUAUUACACUAGAUCUCAUUUACUUGCAAAUCCAAUCCCUAUGGCUGUUACGUCGAGUAUUAGUUGAGCACAGUGGCAGUAGCGAAUGGCGGCGCACAGUCGGCGCCCAACUGUUAGCUCUGAUUGGUCGGCUGUGGCUAGAAACGCAUACCUAUGAUCCGGCAUUGAGACCUCCCCCGUAUGGGAUUGGAUUCAGUGGCGAUGAGGAAGAAGUUGACAACAGAUGGCGCGCCCCAGCCACUGCAAGUUACACUGGCGCCAUGUGCGCGGCUCUAGUGCAAUUAGUGCGACAGUUGCACGCCGCGCCGCAGUGGCACGCGCCGAUCACUGCGCUGAUGUUGGACAAGCUGCAGUUGGCUGCGCAAAUGGUCACAAGUGACUGGCAUUGGUGGCCGCACACUAGUCAAGAUCUAACGCAAACGAUCAAACCUACGCCACCUAGCCUCGAAACUUGUUUGAUAGCGGGUGCUCUGGGAGUUGCGGGUGGAGUUGAAUGGCGUUUUAGACUUGGGCAGAAAGUGACAGCUGGAUCCCCGCCUCGGAACGCGAUCGUGACUCAACUGUCACCGAGAGCCAAAGUCACUUUAAUUUAUGACGAUAAUACGGCUACCAAGACCGAACUAAACUGCCUCGUGAAUGCGGAAAGCGAACGGUUAACGCAACCGCUAGGGGGCGGUGAGAGCGCACUGCGCGUUUGCGCGGCGUUGCUCGGCGCUGGGCCUCAUUCGUCGCCGAUGCAUCCUCACCAUUUACCUGCCGAAGUGGACCUAUUUGGACUAAGAAGACAACAGAUGGAGUUGCUAACGCUAUGUGCAGUACGAGGUCUAUUAACAACGCGCACGCGUCUCCGAAAAGUUUUGAUGCAACCACCUGACAAUACCGGCAACAUAGACCGAGGAACAGUGCUAGGCACAGAAGGCACUUUGCUCCGACGCAUGCUGGCGUUAGCAACUAGACCGAGUCCGCUAGCGGCGUCGCAUACUCCUCGAGAACUGGCCGCGGCAGCCAUCGCUAUUGUCCAACAGUUGGCCGCACACAUUAAUGGUGAAGACAAAGACCAUGAUUCGCCACCAGACCUACCUAUCAUAGACAAGAGCAACGUGAUGCAACUGUCUAUGGGUCCGUCUACUAGCACGGCUUCUCUAUCGCGGAAAGAUCUCAAUACCUGGGCAAAUUCGUCUCAAGUUCAGCAAGUUAUUGAAAUGGGUUUCUCAAGACACGCUGUUUAUGGCGCUAUUCAAGCAUUGGGUGGAACCACUCUUCCGUCCGUGGAAUCUUUAGUCGCAUAUUUAUUGGAACUGCCACAACAAGGGAUGGACGACACGGUUUUCGAAAUAAAACCUCACUCGUCUAAAAUAGAGAAAAAACAAACGCCGUACCGCUGGCGUAGUUGUUUCGCUUCCGAAGAAGAAUACGCACAGUACUUGUCUGACGUCAUCACUCCGGGGAUGACUGUGCGGUGUUGCAAAGCUUACGAAAAUGUGGCAUUGGGUGAUGUGGGUCAAGUGCAGAAAGUGGAAAGAGAUAUAAAACAAAACGUCUUUGUACACGUGGAAUGGCGAGGCCUAGGCCGCGUGUGUGGGGUCCGCGCGGUACACGCAGAAGUGGUCUCAGGAGGACCUCCCUUCGCUGUAGGAGACCGCGUUAGAGUCCGAGCGGCCGUCACCCAGCCUCGGUACAAGUGGGGCUGCAUAGACCACACCAGCGUCGGCACGGUUACCGAAGUGGUCUCAGGCGGGCCGCCCUUCGCCGUAGGAGACCGAGUUAGAGUACGAGCGGCCGUCACCCAGCCUCGGUACAAAUGGGGCUGUAUAGACCACACCAGCGUCGGCACGGUUACCGCAAUAUCAAGCAACGCCCGUGAUCUGACUGUGGACUUUCCACAACAGCCCGGGUGGACUGGUCAAGUCAGUGAGAUGGAACUCGUCACUGAUCAAUCGGAGUGGGGCGAAAGUGCCGGAGGAGUUGCGGUUGGAUGGCGAGGGGCGGUUAGGGCAGUCCGCGUGUCGUCAUGCCGCCCCGGCGCUGGGGCGAGACGUUUACUGGAUUCCCAACCUCAUACCUACUGGCAGAGUUCUAGUGGCACUGGCCAGCAUUGGAUCCGGGUUGAAAUGCGUUGCGGUGUCCGCGUCCGACGACUAGGGUUGGGCGUCGCGGGUGGGACCCACGGGCCCGCUGCCUUGACCGUUCGCGCGGGGUCCAGCUUUGAAGAUGCGGCCCUGGCCCCCCUGGCGGCGGCCCCUUGUGCCCCCCCGGCGGUCCCGGCACACGCCGCGAGGGACCGGGCCCCGCACCAUCUAGCACAGAUACAAUUGCUGGCUGACUGUAAACAGUACUAUCCUUGCAUCGAAAUCAGCAUAAAGCAAAACCGCAACGUGAAUGCUGAUUGCCGCGUCCAUGGUCUUUACAUAACCGGCUUUAGACCUAAUCCACUUUACAACGAUGUUUUACAGACUAUGAACUUCGUCGCUGAAGAUUGGAUGGAGAGAGAUAACCCAACAGGAGCGGUAUCAGCUGAUAACAACCCUCCUUCGUUGCCAAAUGACUGUCCUAAGGUUUACGUUUGGGGGUUGAAUGAUAAAGAUCAGCUAGGUGGUGUCAAAGGCUCCAAAGUAAAAGUGCCUGUAUUUUCACCUACCCUCAGCGCAUUGCGUCCAGUCCACAUCGCUGGCGGUUCCAAAACGCUGUUCAUUGUAUCUCACGAUGGAAAGCUUUAUGCUUGCGGCGAAGGUACAAACGGACGGCUUGGCCUAGGCCACAGUAAUAACGUAUCAACUCCGCGAGCGAACCCGCAUCUAGCGCAUACACUCGUGCGCCGAGUAGCCGUGCACUCUGGAGGGAAACAUGCGCUUGCGCUGACUGCCGAUGGAAAGGUGUACUCAUGGGGAGAAGGAGAAGACGGCAAAUUGGGCCACGGCAAUCGCAUUACUUUAGAAGUGCCACGGCUCAUAGAAUCUCUCUCUGGCGAGCGAGUAGUUGGCAUCGCUUGUGGUUCGGCCCACAGCGCGUGCGUGACCGCGCGCGGCCAUCUUUACACGUGGGGAAUGGGAGAGUAUGGCAGGCUGGGGCACGGCGAUGACGUCACUCAGCUGGCGCCUAAGAUGGUGGAAGCUUUAGCCGGCCUCAGGGUAGUUCAAGUCGCGUGCGGGUCACGUGACGCGCAAACCUUAGCGCUGACUGCUUGCGGUAAGGUCUUCUCCUGGGGCGACGGCGACUUCGGGAAACUUGGACGCGGUGGAUCCGACGGCUGCGCAGUACCCAUGAAUAUCGAAAGACUAAACACGCUUGGUGUCGUCCAAGUAGAGUGUGGAGCACAAUUUAGCUUGGCGUUGACCAGGGAUGGCGAGGUAUGGACAUGGGGCAAAGGCGACUACUUCAGACUGGGCCACGGCUGCGACGCGCACGUGCGUAGGCCUACUUUAGUGGAGGCGCUGCGAGGCCGUCGAGUUGUGCACGUGGCGGUUGGAGCCCUACACUGUCUGGCUGUGACUAGUGAUAAUCAGGUUUGGGCGUGGGGUGACAACGACCACGGUCAACAAGGCAACGGUACAACCUGCGUGAACAGGCGUCCCGCCUUAGUCGCGGGAGUCGAAGGCGUCCAAAGAGCGGCAGCGGGGUCAUCGCACUCCGCUGCGUGGUCUGUCAGACCGUCGCAACACGCUGUGAUAGAUGAAACGAAGACGCCGCAUAUAGCCCCACUGCCGUUCCCUACGCUGAAAGAUCCGUUGGGAGCGCAGAGCCUUGGUCUGUAUUCCGAUGAAGCGGUAGUAGAAGAGCCCCAAGGGCCCAAGCCUUCCCUGGCGGCGGCUGCCCUCGGCUUGGAACCGCCAGUAGCAGUACAACAUGCCUUGUCUCUCAUAUUGCUGGCUCUACAUAUUACGCAGGCGCGCUGUCUCCUAGUCGAAGCUCUACGCGCUCACGAAGCUUGCUCGGCAGCAGUGCCGGUGUCUGUGGUCAUAGACACGGAAGACGAAGACGUGGAAGCUGACGCCCGUACUGGUGGAGGGGAAGCCCCAGCGGAUCGGGCUACAUUGCCGAGUGGUGCUAGCAGUCCCCUGAGUGGAUCAAUAUCAUCUAGACAUUCGGCUGUGAUGUCAUCAAGUGCUGUAUCCGUCGCCGCUGCAACUAUGACCGUUCAACAAGCUGAAGCUCCAAAGAUGGUGUUAGACGAUUUCACAUCGCAGCUGGGAGAAUCAGAUGCCAGAGCUCUCGUUGACUUACUGAAAUUAGCCGCAGCAGGACGAAUACCGGAUGCCAACAAUGCUGUCAAAAUUAUUACAGAUGUUCUCAUGGCAUUAUGUGCCAGCAAGCCAGCAGUAGCCGACAUGGUGGUAGAAGUGUGCGUGUGUGAGUUAGAAGAAGCGGCCGCUGGUGGUGGCCGGGCCCCGCCUCAACCAGUCACUGUGGACAGCCCACAUCCGUAUGCUGAUGAUACGGAUAUAUCAGGUGUGGUAAAAAUCCCGGGAGCAUCGUCCUUACGAGUGGUGUUCGAGCAAGGGUGUUCCACCGAGCGACGCAACGAUCCCCUCACGAUAUCGGACUCGACUGGUCGCGUAUUGGCCACGAGGUCUGGCCGUGAGCCCGUCGACUGGUCGCAAGAAAUCAUUGUUGUGGGUGACGAAUUACGUUGGAGAUUCACAAGUGACGGUUCAGUCAAUGGAUGGGGCUGGAGGUUCACUGCUCAUCCGAUACUUCCAUCUCACUCUACUGUGGAAAGUGGUUCCGAUCGUUACGUGCUAUCUAGUCCAUCGGUAGAGCUGGCCUGGCGGCUACUGGAUGGUCCGCUUCUGGCGACCAUUUCCAAUGACCACCAGCUAGCUCCACGAUUGGCUCAGGCUCUUGCCAUUUGCGCUCAAAUGCCUUCGUUGUCAUGGCGCGGCCGCGUAUGGUGCGUGCGGCGCCUACGCGGCGUUGUAUGCGGAUUAGACGGCGAGGCGGGCCCGCCGCCACCGCCUGCGCUGGCGCACCUGCCGCAGCUGUUGCACGCGCAGUAUGAGCACGAGGAGCCCGCACUACGAACCGGAACACACCUUACUCAUACACAUUACCUCAAGGAGCUAGCCUGGCUAGCAUGCGGUCUGCGCAUGGACAGUCGUGUCUGCACUGGUCCCGACACCGCUCGGUGGUUCAAGCGUUACUGCCUCUGCAUUCGGGCGGCCGACGCUCUCAUACGCCGCGUUCCAAUGCCGAUGCCCUUCCUAGCCGACGUCAGGAAGAGACUGUCGGAUCUUGGAGUUUAUAACUCAGACGAGACAAGUACCGAUGCUCAGUACCCGUGGGAGGAUAACACGAAGUUCACGCGUCAACACGACGAACAGUUGUUGCAUUGGGUCAACAAGCGUCCCGAAGACUGGACAGGCUGGUGGAGCGGCGGCUCGCUCGGCUGCGCUGUAUACGGCUGGGGCCAUAACCACCGCGGACAACUAGGCGGCGUGGAAGGAGCUAAAGUGCGGACGCCCACGCCUUGCCAUGCACUAGCCGCACUCAACCCGGUGCAGUUAGUGGGUGGAGAACAAACGCUGUUCGCUGUCACGCCUGAUGGCAAGGUGUAUGCUACUGGUUACGGUGCUGGUGGACGUUUGGGCAUCGGUGGCAUUGACUCCGUUUCACAACCGACUCUUCUGGCUUCAAUACAACACGUCUUUAUUACCAAGGUUGCCUGUAACUCCGGAGGAAAACAUUGUUUAGCGCUUUCGUCGGAUGGCGACGUGUACAGUUGGGGCGAGGGAGAAGACGGGAAACUGGGACACGGAAAUCGAGUGAGCUACGAUCGUCCGAAGCUCAUAACAGCGCUAGCCGGGUUGGAAGUGGUAGCGAUAGCUUGCGGCGGCGCGCACUCUGCGUGCCUCACCGCUCGAGGCCGUAUCUACACAUGGGGUAAAGGCCGAUACGGGCGACUUGGACAUGGGGACUCGGAAGACCAGCUCGUGCCUAAGAUGGUGGAAGCCCUCUCGACGUACCGCGUAAUUGAUGUCGCUUGCGGUUCCGGCGACGCACAAACUCUUUGCAUUACAGAUGACGAUAACGUCUGGUCUUGGGGCGAUGGUGACUAUGGGAAACUGGGCCGCGGAGGAUCUGAAGGUUGCAAAGUACCGAUGAGGAUUGAUUGCCUAAAAGGAUUACGCGUUAUAAAAGUCGAAUGUGGAUCUCAGUUCUCUGUUGCUUUGUGUCAAUGUGGAAGCGUUUACACUUGGGGUAAAGGCGACUACCACAGAUUAGGCCAUGGCAGCUACGAACACGUGAGACGUCCGAUGCGUGUGACCGGCAUGCAAGGGAAAAUGAUUGUCUCUAUUGCCACCGGAAGCUUACACUGCGUCGCGUGUACGGACACGGGCGAAGUUUACACGUGGGGCGAUAACGACGAAGGACAGCUGGGAGACGGCACCACUCUCGCGGCUCAGAGACCACGGCUGUUGAUGGCUUUACAGGGCAAGCGGGUGACCCGCGUGGCUUGCGGCAGCGCCCACACCGUAGCGCUAUGCGUGGAAGCAGCGCGGGCGCCGCGACCGCCGCCGCCGCCGCCACUAGAGUGCCACCUACUCAGAGACCUCGCUACCAGCCUCAUCUGCAAUAGACUGGUGCUACUUCAUCAAUUCUCCGAAUUAGUUUGUCCGAACUUACCGCUACUGAUUCUGGAUGGUCCUUUGGACCAAUUGAGGACAUUACUGUUCUACAGCGUAAAAGAAGCAGCUUUUAGAAAGGCAAUCAUGGCCACAAUGGUCCGCGAGAGACAGCACGGGCCAGUGGUAGAGUUAUCCAGGGUUGCCGCGCGCCGCGCCAGGCGAGGCGGUUCUGGAUUGGCGGGGGCGGCGGGAAUGCGAUCCGUGUUUGGACAGAUGGUGGCCCGGCUGCCAGCCUUGACGCACGAUGCAUUGGCACUGCCACACAGGGUGUGGAAGGUCAAGUUUGUAGGUGAAAGCGUGGACGACUGCGGCGGCGGUUACAGCGAGAGCAUAGCAGAAAUGUGCGAGGAACUACAGAACGGGUCCCUCCCACUUCUGAUGGCCACGCCUAACGGGCGCGGGGACGCCGGCGCGUCGAGAGACGCGUUCUUACUGAACCCUACGGCGAAUACGCCUUUGCAUCUUAACUGCUUCAGGUUCUUAGGUGUGCUGAUGGGCAUCGCGAUCAGAACCGGCUCGCCGCUGUCUCUUUCUCUCGCCGAAGGCGUUUGGAGACAGCUAGCGGGCCAACCGCUGCGGCCUCAAGACUUGGCCGAGGUUGACAAAGACUUCUUGCCAGCUUUGUUGUGUAUCAGGGAUAUGACUCCAAACAACAAGGAACUUCAAAACUUGGAACUGCCUUUUUCGAUACCGUCAGCAGCAGGUCACGAAGUGCCUCUCUCUACACGACAUAAGCGAGUGACACCAGACAAUAAGGAUGAAUAUGUGCAGUUGGCGUUGCAUUACAGGUUGCACGAAUUCGACGAGCAAGUGCGCGCGGUCCGCGAUGGCAUGUCCCGGGUUGUUCCCGCGCCACUGAUUGCUCUGUUCACGGCUGCGGAGUUGGAGACCCUAGUCUGCGGCUCGCCUGACAUACCAGUGCACGCGCUUAGGGCUUCCGCUAGUUAUAAAGGCAUAGAACCAAACGCGCCGCUAGUGCAGUGGUUCUGGGAGGUAAUGGAGGAGCUAUCAGGCGGCGAGCGCGCGUUGUUCCUUCGCUUCGUGUGGGGCCGCACGCGCCUGCCGCGCGCGCCGCAGGAUCCACGGCAGAGGGACUUUGUGCUACAGGUGUUAGACAAGUACCAACCGCCAGACCACUUCUUACCAGAGAGCUACACUUGUUUCUUCCUUCUCAAGAUGCCAAGAUAUUCAUGCAAGUCUGUUCUACGAGAAAAACUCAGAUACGCGAUCCACUUCUGCAAAAGCAUCGACACGGACGAAUACGCGCGGGUGGCCCUUAGCGCAGCGGAGCGCGUGUCCUCUGAAGAAUCUGAUUCAGACGACGCGGCGCCUGCGGUACAGCCGCCGCCGGCGCUUUACUCUAUCACUAGGGUGCCCGCCUGGCUGUAGGCCGAAAUAACCUGGUUGAAGAUAGUAGGGGACACCACCACAGCCACCAGUCAAUUGGCACGUAAGAGCUGUCAAAAUUCAAGACUAAAGUCUGGUCGCCGAGCAGAUAGAAUUUCGUCCAAUGACCCCAAACUACCCAUCCUUGUCGCUCGUGCGUAAUUAUAUUGCUGUCGCGACUGUGCGACGGGCGUCCCCAGUGAGUGUGCGAGCGCGACAGCAAUAUAAUUACGCGUGAGCGAUAAGAAUGGGUAGCUUGGGGUCAUUGGAUGAAAUUCUAUCUGCUCGGCGACCGGACUUUAGUUGAGAACACCACCAAUUAACUAACACUUUAUGAGCUGUAAAACGCAAUAGAGUAGUUCACAUCACCAGUCAACGAGGGCUCCGCAUUUACACUCGCUAGUUAGUGCCUCUGUUUGACUCGGUCGCGCCCGUCACGCAACCGCCGCCGGUCCUAUACUCAUUAACGAGAGUUCUCGCGUGCGUGACUGUAGGAACUAAAUUGGCUGAAAAUAGUACGAGGACACCAUCAGUCAAUUGACACUAAGAGCUUUCAAAACGCAAUAGAGCAGUUAACUCCAGUACCAAUACCAGCACGUAAAAAAUAUGUCAAUGAAUAAAUACCAGUUAGCGCCGCCGCCGGAGGGUAAGACCAUAUUCGCAGGUCGCGCAAGUUUAUGCGGUAGACCUCAUUGAAUUGUACUUUUUAGGAGCUGUCAAAACACGAUUUUCCCAUAGAUGUCGAUAUUAGCGCGUAUGGAAAUUAAUAGGUCGUAAAUACAUAGGUCGAUUAUCAAAAUCACACGAGUGCAUGAUAGUAAAUAGAUAUUAACUAUACACUUGCGUUCGCACUGCUUUUCGUAUGCUACCAAAUGGUAUAUAAGGUGCGUUUUUAUAUUGCAAUAAAAAUACUUAUAGCGACUAUGUGUAUCAAAUUAUUAUUGUACUGUCACCGUAAUUGUAAUGAGCUCGAAUACUCAUUAUAAUAAUAUACUCGUUAUAAUGAUAUUUAAUCCCAAACCUUUAAAUUUACCUUUUCUCUAUUGAUAAUUUUGGGUCUAGUGUUAGAGACUUCCUUAUAUUGUACAAUCAAUAUAAGUAAAUGUUUGUUGCAGUUGUAAUAAAAGUGUAGCUUGACUUAAUCUGAAUCCGAUAUAACUGUAUUCUCGUCUUUAAAAGAAAUAGUUUGCAAGUAAAUAUAAGGCCAAAAUAUUGAUAGGGAAUUGUCUAUUAUGUCCCUAGUGCUAUGAAUUAAACUGAGUUGUUUAGAUUACUGACUCUUCAUUCCAUAUUUUGGUAGAUUUAUAUCAUAGCUAUACAUACUUCUAAAGUUACGUGGCGCGGACUACCUAUACAUUAUUAUAUUAUAUUGCCACCAGCCUUGUCCCACACACGGAAUGUUGUAUUGUAGGUAUUUAUCAAUACUUUCGUGAACGAAACUAAAUUAGUUUUUCAUUGUUUAUAAUCUCUCUUUGGCUUCAAUUAGACUGUAAAAUUAAUCAGGCAAAGUAAGAUUUUAACAGCGAUUGGUUUAGGUACUUUUAAUCAAUGCGUGAGACGAAUGUUUCAAUUAUUUCGAUGUUAUAGUAAUAAUUUUCACCAGCAUCAUGCCAUGCACCAAGAUAUUAUAUUCAUAAUAAAGAUAAGAACUGCAAAAUAACGUAACGUAUUACUAUUGAGAUGAGAAAUUUAUACAACGAGAGGCGACACUGCCAGCAUUCCAUGAUCGUGAUUUUUAUGCAUGUCGAAAAAUGGCAAAAAGUAUACCUUUGAAUUAAAGUACUAAGUAUACAAAGCUUUUUAUAUUCUUGUAAUGGUAUUUGUCUCAAUGUGUUAAAGUUACAUGUGAAUUUAUGACUAGGUACUUCAGAAAUUUUGUCAUGUAAAAGUGGGCCCGAUUUCAAGAUUGUUCUCCAUAUUUAAUUAUUGCAAAUAUCAAAAUUUAAUAAUAUUUUAUUAAAUGACGUGUAAAAGAAAGAAAAACUUGUACUACAGAGACAGUCAACAUUUUUAAGUCAGGUCCACUGUAUUUUAGAUGUUUAUUGUACUGCUUUUAUGUGUACUCUCACUGCAUAUCUAAGCUAACUUUAGGCUGCAUACUCACUCGCUGGCUAAAUGUAGUCCUUUAAAUGUAUUUGCAUAAUGAAUUUCAUCUCAACUAUUUAUUUGACUGUGGAAAGUAACUGUGAUCAUGUUAUUUAAAUGAUGGGGGUCAUCAAGUAAGUAGAUAGGGAUUGUAAUGAAAAGGUGCAUUUUAUUGAACAAAAGCUGAGGAACUAGUCAUGUUUAAUGUUGAGUUAAUGCUGUAGCAUAAUAGUCCAGUCAUUUAAGCUUAAAUUAGGUAAGAAUCUCGGAAUUCGAGAUACCCAGCUGUAAGUCUGUAAAUACUUGUAUAUUGACACCCUAAAAGUUGUCUCAAAACCUACAUAUGGUAGGGUGUAAGCAACUAUUAAAUUUUAAGGUCAAAGGUCACAAAAAUCGCUUUUUUUGGAAAUAUCUCAUUUCCUAUGGGUUUUUUGCUAUUUGUAUUUAUUAUCAAUAUUGUAGAAUACAAAAUUCUCUACAAAUUUUGUUCAAAAAAUUUUUUUAUACGGUGAACCGUUUUCGAGAUAGAGGGCGGCCGCUAGUACUUAUAAUAAAUCUGUAGAGGUCAAUUCUGUACAUGAAAUAUAUUUUCAAAAUAACUAUCAGGGGGUGAUUAGUGAUCGAUACUGAUGCCAAAAAUGCAAUCAGUAAAAUUUUUGUCUGUCUGUCUGUCCGUCUGUAUGUUCCUUAUAGAAACAAAAACUACUCGACGGAUUUUAACGAAACUUGGUACAAUUAUUCUUCAUACUCCUGGGCAGGUUAUAGUAUACUUAGGAAUUCCCACGGGAACAGGAAUUAGCGGGAAAAUCCUUUUGUAUGAAAAAUCUAAACGCUUAACGGAAGUUAGACGCAUGAAAUUUGGCAUGUAGGUACCUUAGUAAAAGUAAACAACAAGGAAUUCCCGAAAUUCCCACGGGAAUUAGCGGGAAAAUCCUUUUGUAUGAAAAAUCUAAACCGCUUAAGUUGACCUGAAGUGAUGCAGUGACCGCGCGCUCUCCGCCCUCUAUCUCGAAAACGGUUCACCGUAUAAAAAAUUUGUUUAAACAAAAUUUUUAGAGAAUUUAGUAUUCUACAAUAUUGAUAAUAAAUACAAAUAGCAAAAAACCCAUAGGAAAUGAGAUAUUUCUAAAAAAAGCGCAUAAAACCGAUUUUUGUGACCGUUGACCUUGAAAUUUAAUAGUUGCUUACACCCUACCAUAUGUAGGUUUUGAGACAACUUUUAGGGUGUCAAUAUACACGUAUUUACAGACUUACAGCUGGGUAUCUCGAAUUCCGAGGUGAACUUACUAUAAUGACUGGACUAUAACACUGUGUGAUUGUUAUACUUGGUAAAAAUCAAGAGAGGUAGGCAGCGGUAGAACUUCACCGACCAUAGUGUAAAAUAAUCGAGCUAAUAUUUACAAUAAAAUAAAAUAAUACUCUGCUUUGCUUCAUGUUAUCGUCAUUUGGUGCUAGAGCUACACGAUUAGUAUUAAAUUUUGUACGAAAUAUUAUUAUAAUGCACAAAUAUGAUAUUAUAUCCAAAAUUGUGUAAUAUUGUUUGUUCUUAUGAUUUCUGGUGUAAGUUUUAAGCAAAAUAUGUAUACCUUUCUUAAAAACGGCUUGUCAGAAAACUUACUUCUGUAAUUCCAUUGUUUACUUGCACCAGGCCGUUAUUUAGUUUUAUAUUCGUUUUGCUGAAAACCUGUAUUUAUCUCACCAAAGAUUAUGCUGCUAGAAAAGUUCCCACUUAUGUCCUAAAAUUCUGUUGCUUCAAGAUCUGAAUAUUGAUAAUUACGUUUGAAUCUGUUAUCAACAUUUGUUUCCCUUUCAUGCAUAUUAUAUAGAAAUUAUCAAUAUAAGUAUUUAUUUCAAAA
This is a messenger RNA of Ostrinia nubilalis (European corn borer), 18454 nucleotides long. RefSeq names its product probable E3 ubiquitin-protein ligase HERC2 (gene HERC2). The record is from RefSeq and is a predicted model, not a curated record. Gene Ontology annotation, molecular function: metal ion binding; ubiquitin-protein transferase activity. Gene Ontology annotation, biological process: protein ubiquitination. The transcript has 89 exons. Bases 156 to 14516 code for a protein of 4786 amino acids. Lineage: Eukaryota; Metazoa; Arthropoda; Insecta; Lepidoptera; Crambidae.